UUUACUUUUCACAUGAAUAACCAAAAAGUAACUUCAAAUAUGUAUUUUUUAAUCACAGAAGGUGAGUCUGGCUUUGUCCAACCCAAACCACUCCCACUGGGAAGAGAAGCUACUAUUUAUGACAAGGUACAAAAGGAAAGCCUCCCUCCCCUAGAGAAGCUCAAGAUUUCAGCAGCGUCUACAGCUAAUGGUAUUCAAUCCCUCUAUGAACGGCCCCUGGCAAAGGAGGUUGCAGAGCCACCAGGAUCCAGGGAGAAGACUCAAUCUCUGGAGGGGCCCAAGGAGCCUAGGCCACUUCAGUCAAGUGGCACACAUGAUACUCCAGGAACAGAAGAAAAGAAAGACGUGAAAACAGUGACAAAGACCCAGCCUUCGGAAGGAAAUGCUGAGGCUGAACCUCCAGGGACCGGAGCCCAGAGUCAGCCUUUGAGGACAGCAGGCGAGGGGGCCUCUCCUGGAGCCACAGGUGGGACUGAGAUUCUGCUCACUGCCGGAGAGAUGGAACCUCUAGAAAUAGCUGACAAGAUCCCACCUCCCGAGGCAGGCAGAGAGCCGCAACCUCAGGAGGCAAUGAGAAAGCCCCUGCUCCUAGAAACUGUUCCCAGGGAGACUGAAGCUCCAGAAAUUUUGGAAGGAAGUCAGCUUGUUGAAACAGCUGAAGAGCAUCAGCUUCAAGAAACUCUGGGAAGAGACGAGCCGUCCCAACUUCUAGAGACAAUGCCCAAAGAAACAGGAUUUCUGGAAAUACCGGUAAGAAGUCAGCUUGUGAAAACAGCUGUCAAGAAUGAUUUGGUUCAUAAAACUCCUGAAGGUCCGGGAUACGUGCAGCACAUUCAGCCUGAAGGAGCAGUUGGGAGCAUGGAGCAUCCAGCAGGAACACCGGACCCAGGCCCAGACAGGGAGGUGGUCAGGAAAACUCACACUGACAGAGAGGACCACAACACCGAAGGUGAGACCGGAGAAAAGGUAGAAACAGAGAGGGAGGAAGUAAGUGAAGAAGCUGAAACAAAAGAAGAAGAAACGGGAGAAGCCGUGGAUCUUUCAGCAGCCACAUAGAUAGGCAUGCGGAGAGGAGGGCGAUGGGCGUGAGUGCGGUCACAGAGGGCAGCAAAGGGGAGAGAGGCUGCGGUCUCAGAGCUUGGCUCUCAGGGCCUGCAUGUUUUAUAUGAGUGUGAUUAUCAUGUGCUUGAUUACAGUGCUCCGUAAAAUGACUCAGCUGUAAACUG
Pteronotus mesoamericanus is the source of this 1226-nucleotide messenger RNA. RefSeq names its product glutamate rich 5 (gene ERICH5). Lineage: Eukaryota; Metazoa; Chordata; Mammalia; Chiroptera; Mormoopidae. The record is from RefSeq and is a predicted model, not a curated record.